Molecule: messenger RNA, 1035 nt
Organism: Dictyostelium purpureum
Lineage: Eukaryota; Evosea; Eumycetozoa; Dictyosteliales; Dictyosteliaceae
Exons: 6
Coding region: 1-1035 (344 amino acids)
Molecular function (GO): NAD+ binding
Source: RefSeq, a predicted model, not a curated record
AUGACUGAAGAUAUUGUAUUUGAAAAUAUGCGUAUUGAUGAUGACGAAGUUAUACAAGAAGAAGAUUUAGAAAUGAAAUAUUAUUUAAAGAAUAAAAAAGAAUUUGAAAGUCUAGCUAAAGAAAUGUUGUCAGGUAAAAAAGUAUUAUUUAUAACAGGUGCUGGUUUAAGUAUUAGCUCUGGUAUUUCUCCAUAUCGUAAUUCAAAAAAUGCUAUUUGGGGUUCAUUUAUCACCACUUGGGGUACAAGAAAGAAGUUUAUCGAGGAUCCUCAAUCAUUUUAUAAUGUAUUUUGGUUACGUACACAUGAAAAGCAAGAAUAUUUAGACGCAUUACCAAACCCAGGGCAUUUAUCUAUAACAAAUUUUGUGGAACUUUGUAACGCAAAUGUAAUUACACAAAAUGUCGACGAAUUACACUUAAAGGCAAAAGUACCAGAGUCCAAACUAAUUGAAAUUCAUGGUAGAAUUUCAAUGUACAAAUGCAUCACCAAAAACUGUACCUAUGAAUACGAUGAAACUAUUACAUCAAUCGAUAUCAACGACUAUGCAAUUAAAGGUUCAAUGAAAGGUGGUGAUCUUGAAAUUAAUCCACCACCAUGUCCAAGCUGUUCAAACCCAAUUUUACCACAAUCGUUAUUAUUUGACGAAGAUUAUAAUAGCCACAGCUUUUAUCGUUACCAUGAAGCAAUGGAUUGGAUCGAAGAAGCCGAUAUAGUUGUUUUUAUUGGUACAAGUUUUAGUGUAGGUAUUACAGAAGAAGUUGUUUAUCAAGCCCAAACAAAUAAUAAAAAAAUGUAUAAUUUUAAUGUUUUUAAGGAAACCAAAGUUAAGAAUAUGAGACCAAUUAUUGGUCCAUCUGAAAUUACAUUACCUUUACUAGAAAGACAAUUUUUAUAUGAAGCCCAAAAGAAAAUCCCAAAAAGACAAAUUUGGUAUGAUAAUACAAUUAAAAGAAUGGUUUUUGAAGCACAAGAGGAAUUUAAAGAAAAACAAGCACUUAAAGCAAAUUCAAGUACAGGUCGUGUCAGAGUUUAA